UCAAUCAACUGUGUUUUAUUAAUAAAUAAAAAUAAUACAAAAAGGGAGGGGACCAAACCAAAACAUCUCCUAAGAGGCAUACCUCUUAAAAACAUGAAUAUAAUAGUAAAAACAAAUUUGGAAGCCAAAAUACAUGAAUUCGAAUCUCGGGUAUGGAAAACCAAAAAACCAGCAUAAUAGCAUCUUCUAGCGAAUGGUCCACCUGAUCGUAUAAAAUGCAGUGGGCUUGAUUAGAACUAUGACCCGCUAAGAAAUGAGUUGGGAGAUUCCCUUCUCUAAACACAAGACCAAAUUUCAAGCCCAUCUCAUUCGCCUUCCUCUAAAAUGUCUAAAUGCAAUCAAUACGCUUUCCUAAUUCUUCAUCCAAGAGUAGAGAGAUAAUACGAGAAGCGUCGGUUUCCACCUGAAAAUCAACAAACCUCAUCCACAUUGCUAAUUCAAAAGUUAUAAUCAAGGCAUUCAAUUCAGCCUCCUCGCUCGAUGAAGCCUGAAUCGCGAAACUUAGAGCCCACAUGAGCUCCCCAAGACAAUUCCUUAAGAUGGCUCCUCCUGAAGAAGAUCCAAGAUACAUACUGCAAAGAAUGGCCCUUCUUCCCACUCUGCAAAAUAAUGAAACCACCUUGGUUUUAUCCUGUGAUCCAAAGCCUAGGCUUAAAUGGACUCCACAGCUUCACCAUAGAUUUCUGGAAGCAGUAAAUCAGCUUGGAGGUGCAGAGAAGGCAACACCUAAAUCAUUGAUGAGAGUGAUGAACAUUGAUGGCCUUACUUUAUACCAUCUCAAGAGCCAUUUGCAGAAAUUUCGGCUGGGGAAAAGCCAUCAGUUGAAUUGCGACCAUGAAAACAGCCAAGAUUACCAGCAAUCUCAGAGUCAGGAAAGCCAAUCACGUUCAGAAAGCUAUGAUGGAGCCCACGAUCAUCAAAUGAAUGAAAGCAUGAAGAUAGCUCAAGCAUUGGAGAUGCAAAUGGAAGUGCAGAAAAAACUACAGGAACAAAUUCAGGUGCAGAGAAAUCUCCAGAUGAGAAUUGAAUCUCAGGGGAAGUAUCUUCAGACUGUUUUGAAGAAGGCGCAUGAAGCACUUUCUAGAUACAGUCCUUUAGUUCAAGCAGACCUAUCUUCAGUGUCAACAUUGACAGAAAUUGGAUGCUCUCUAUCAAACUGCACAUACCAAACACAAGAACAGCUCGUGACUGGCAUUGGGUGUUCACUUGAAAGUUCCCUCACAUCAUCUGAAACCUCAGCUGGGAUUAAGGAAGACAAUGAGGUAUACAAUGAUUCUGUUGAACUUUCACUGAUGGAAAUGCAUCCAAGGAAGCAAAAGGGGUUAGUUGAUAAUGAUGAUGAUGAUAGUGGCAGGAAAAGGAACAGAAGCAUGGCUUCUUUUGAUGAUUUUGUUGAAAACCCAUCAUCCCAUAAAAGAUUCCAGUCCAGUUUUAGUAAUAAUGAAGAUAACUUCAAAAAGUUGGGAUUUUUGGAGAUUAUUGAUUUAAAUGUUCAGUGUGUUAGCGGGUUUGAUGGUUAAUUAAACCUGCAAAUGGUUAUAAACUUAUAUCUGGUGUCUGGAAACUAUAUAUGAGGAAGCUGCUGGUUCUUUUACCAGCGAGUUCUGUUUGUAAAACCAUGUGUGUAAAUGAACUGAUUAGUGAAUGAAUCUUUUCUUUUCAAAGUAUAUUCCCUUUCAAA
Messenger RNA from Cuscuta europaea, 1681 nucleotides. NCBI's taxonomy places the organism in Eukaryota, Viridiplantae, Streptophyta, Magnoliopsida, Solanales, Convolvulaceae. The record is from the annotation of a GenBank genome assembly.